GCUGAUUUCUGUUCCAGGUUCGGCCGCUUAUGUAAGGCCGUCAACGACAUGGUAUCGGACAGUAAUGCUACUAGUCCUGCACCUGAGCGUCAUCUUUCUUUCUCUUCCCUCGCUUUAGAGUAUCAUCAUGGUUGGCGUGUUUUUGUUCGAUUUUUAAGAACCAGAUUGGUACUCCGUGGCUCUACUAUGUAAAAGAGACAAGUCCUCAGAUAACGUCGACAGGCGAGGCGACGACGCAUUAUGCCUAGCCUUUUUUUCUCUCUUUUUCUGGUGAGCCCUAGUAGUAGGAAGCAUGACCUUGUUCCUGAUCAUUGCUAUGAGGGUGAAGGGUGCAGUUGCCAGGGAAAUGAUCUGGGAAGAGUUUGGUUAGCCCAUCUGGAUGUGUCAGACAACCCGGCUACGGAAGAUGUUCCAGCCUUUGAUGCAAAAAAAAAGACAAUCGCCAAAAACUCGCUUCCAGUGUAUUGUCCCGGCUUGUUGCCUCGGAUAACAGGAAGGCUUCCGGCCGGGUAG
Molecule: messenger RNA, 513 nt
Organism: Colletotrichum destructivum
Lineage: Eukaryota; Fungi; Ascomycota; Sordariomycetes; Glomerellales; Glomerellaceae
Exons: 2
Coding region: 241-513 (90 amino acids)
Source: RefSeq, a predicted model, not a curated record